GUGACGUCAGUGUCAGCUGAUCAAUGUUUACGUCCAGAAUUGUGGCGACAUCUAUUGAAUGUUUAUGGGGGAAAACGAGAAGGUAAAAACAUAUUUUUUCGAAAUACAAUUGACACUAUAAAGCAGCGUCAAUUAACCGUCACAUCCAUAAGAGCACUUCGUUGACGAUAUCAACAGAGACUAAGCGAGUCCGUGAGGAUGGGAGGAGCCGUGAGUGCGGGGGAGGAUAACGAUGAGUUGAUUGACAACCUGAAGGAGGCUCAGUACAUCCGCUCGGACCUGGUGGAGCAGGCCUUUAGGGCCAUAGACAGGGCCGACUACUAUCUGGAAGAGUUCAGAGACAGUGCCUACAAGGACCUGGCCUGGAGGCACGGCAACAUCCACCUCUCAGCACCCUGCAUCUACUCCGAGGUGAUGGAGGCCUUGGAUCUCCAGCCUGGCCUGUCCUUCCUCAAUCUGGGCAGUGGUACGGGCUACCUCAGCACUAUGGUGGGACUCAUACUGGGUCCAUUUGGAGUGAACCAUGGGGUGGAGCUGCACCAAGAUGUCAUUGAGUAUGCAUACCAGAAACUGGAGUUUUUCAUCAAGACCAGCGACAGCUUCGACAGGUUUGAGUUCUGUGAGCCCUGCUUCGUGAUGGGGAACUGUCUGGAGAUAGCCCCAGAGAGUGGUCAGUAUGACAGGGUGUAUUGUGGAGCUGGGGUGCAGCAGGAGCAGGAAGACUACAUGAAGAACCUGCUCAAAGUGGAGGGAAUCCUAGUGCUGCCAUUGGAGGAGAAGUUGACCAAGAUCACUCGAACAGGCUACAACAGCUGGGAGACCAAAAACAUCAUUGCUGUGUCCUUUGCCCCACUGGUGUUGCCCAAACACAGAGAUAACAGUAAACCCAAAGCAGUGCCUUUACCGACCAUGUUUGAGGUGCGGACUCUGCAGGACUUGGCUCGCAUCUCUAUCCGUCUGACGUUAAAGAAGACAGUGGCGGGGCCAGGGCUGUUGCCCAGGAGGAGGUUGGCCCACAACGGGGAGCAGCUCCGGCGGGCCCAACACAGUGGCUCCACCCUGCUUUCCAACCGCUACGUAUUCAUGAGCCGCCUCAUCCCUGGGCCGAUGGACGACAACAACCGCUCAGACACAGAAGAGGAGGAAGAAGAGGGGAACUGCAGGAUUCUAGGAGAACCUGAGGAAGAGGAGGAGCAGGAGGAAGAGGGGGAGGAAAGUAGGGAGGGCGGUGCCCUUCUACAUGAGGCUCCAGUGAACCUGCUAAGAGAAAGGAUCCUGGGCCUGCCGCUCCCUGAGCCUCUGAAGAUGUACAUGCUCCACUACAGAGAGAAGUAGAGAGGGACAGGAGACAAGAAGCUGUGCUCCCAUUCUCUAACUUGUUACCAUCCCUAUGCUCUUGACUCCCCUUUAUGUAUACAAAAGUAAUUCAUGUGUAAGGAAUAGGCUGAUAACUCCACGGGAAUGGCUAAAAUGAGUUCCCAUCCGAAUUCAAACUGUAAGCCCUAGAAACUUCAUGUUGAAGUGAAUAACUAGAAGAAUUGGAUAAGUAGAAGCAAUAUGGUAAUAGCUCCAUCUCCCCCUUCCCCGAUAGCCUAGGUACACCUAUCUAAUCUACAGAGGUGCUUAAGGGGUAGAGGUCGAGGUUGGAAAAACAAGGAUUUAGGGUUUGGGAGCUUCCUUAGGGUCACCCCUACCCCCAGAAGCCCUCACCACCACCAGCAGCCCCCUAGGACUAUUCCAACAACCCCUCUGAACACUAGACUCAUCUCACUCAAUGCCCCACCCAUGAACUUUAUCUCCCCCUCUUUUGGGGUAUCUUGUCUCGUGCCUGACACUGGCACCCAGUCUCGAAGACCUUCUUUCCACCCUCUUUGAAUUUUGUAAAUGUGAUUUUUCUGAGAAUGAUGAUUUUGACUGUGACUGAACAAUUCAGGGGAGCUUUUGAGAUCAACUUACAAGAACUGAAAGCCCCAAAUGGUGUGGAAAUAUUUGCUCAUUCUGUGUUCACAUCUGUAAGAUCUUCUCGUAUCUUACUGUGUUCUGCAUUGAAUAUACUUGUUGAGAGCAGGGGUAUGCAGCUGCAGACCAUUUAUGUUAAGGCAAAUGUCAAGAGGGCUACAGGCAUGAAACAAGUAUAUUAACACAUUUUUACACAGUAUAGCAAAGAAAUUACCACAUUGACAAACAGCAUUACCCGAAUUCACUCUCAUUUUGUGAAUUCUUAUUUCUUCAACAUCAAAUAAUGGGAGACUGCAAAUGCCUUUGGACUGUAAGAACACCUUUGGAUUAGGAGUAGAAAGUGAGUGUGGGAAAGCUAUUUACUAUUAGGUUCUCAAAGCAGAUCUGUAAUUAAAGUAGUAAAUAAUGUACAGUGAGGUCCAAAGGUAUUUGGACAGUGAUACAUUAUUUUGUCUCUGUACUCCAGCACUUUGGAUUUAAAAUUGUACACUAUAUAUACAAAAGUAUGUGGACACCCCUUCAAAUUAGUGGGUUUGGGUAUUUCAGCCACACCCGUUGCUGACAGGUGUAGAAAAGCUCUCAGAACGGGCCCGCCGAGUACUGAAACAAGUAGCAUAUAAAAAUCGUCUCCUCGGUUACAACACUCAGUACCGAGUUCCAAACUACCCCAGGAAACAACGUCAGCACAAUAACUGUUCGUUGGGAGCUUCAUGAAAUGGGUUUCCAUGGCUGAGCAGCCACACACAGGCCUAAGCUAACCAUGUGCAAUCAAGCGUCGGCUGGAGUGGUGUGAAGCUCGCCGCCAUUGGACUCUGGAGCAGUGGUACGCGUUCUCUAAAGUGAUGAAUCACACUUCACCAUCUGGCAGUCCAACUGACAAAUCUGGGUUGGAAAAUGCCAGGAGAACGCUACCUGCCCCAAUGCAUAGUGCCAACUGUAAAGUUUGGUGGAGGAGGAAUAACAGUCUGGGGCUGUUUUUCAUGGUUCGGGCUAGGCCCCUUAGAUCCAGUGAAGGGAAAUCUUAACGCUACAGCAUACAAUGACAUUUUAGACGAUUCUGUGCUUCCAACUUUGUGGCAACAGUUUGGGGAAGGCUCUUUCCCGUAUCAGCAUGACAAUGCCCCAAUGCACAAAGCGAGAUCCGUACAGAAAUGGUUUGUCGAGAUCGGCGUGGAAGAGCCCUGACAACCCCAACGAACACCUUUGGGAUACAUUGAAACGCCGACUGCGAGCAAGCCCUAAUCGCCCAACCUCAUUAAUGUUCUUGUGGCUGAAUGGAAGCAAGCCCCCGCAGCAACGUUCCAACAUCUAGUAGAAAGCCUUCCCAGAAUAGUGGAGGCUGUUAUAGCAGCAAAAGUGGAUCAACUCCACAUUAACUCCCAUGAUUUUGGAUGAGAUGUUCGACAAGCAGGUGUCCACAUUCUUUUGGUAUGUAGUGUACAUUGAGGUUAAUGUGCGGGUUGUUGGCUUUAAUUUGAAGGUAUUUUCAUCCAUAUCGGGUGAACGGUUGAGAAGUUAAAGCACUUUUUGUACAUAGUCCCCCCCAUUUUAGAGAACCAAAAGUAUUAGGACAUUCACUUGUGUAUUAAACAGUCAAAAGUUUAGUAUUUGGUCCCAUAUUCCUAGCACACAAUGAUUACAUCAAGCUGUGACUCAACAAAUUUGUUGGCCUCAUUUGCAGUGUUUUGGUUGUUUCAGUUUAUUUUGUGCCCAAUAAAUAAUGUAUCGUCAUUUGAGUCACUUAGAGUAAAGAAUAUAUUUUUCUGAACCCUUCUACAUUGUGGAUGCUACCAUUGACUACAGAUAAUCCUGAAUGAGUGAGAAAGUUAGUGGCAAAAGAUCAUAACCCCAAGACAUGCUGACCUCUCGCUAUUUCUAAUAACAGGAGAGGUUAGCAUUUUGUGUGGUGGGUGUAUAUUUAUGCCUAACUUUCUCACUCAUUCAUGGGCACACAAUGUGAAACCAAACAAGAGUGCAAAUGCAUCCAAAAAAUAGUCACAAGCCUGAUAUCAUUGCAUGCUAGGAAUAUGGGACUAAAUUUUUGACUACUUUAAUGAGUGAACUUUCCAUGUUUGGUCCGCUAAAAUGGGGGGGGCGGAGGGAAACAUAUGAACAUAAAGUCCUGUAAUUUCCAAACGGUUCACCCGACAUGGAUGAAAUUACCCUAAAAUUAAAGCUGGCAGUCUGCACUUGAACCUCAGUCACUGUAUAAUUUUAGUACAGAGCCGAAACAAGAUAUGUCACUGUCCAAAUACAUUUGGACCUCACUGUGUGUAUCCACCUGUGAAGGAAUUUAAGCACUUAUUUGUCUACAUUGGAACCAGUGUGAUGGACUGUGUGUGUUAUGCUCCGAUGCUGUUGAGGUAUAAAAAGAAAAAUCUAAAAUGUUUUGUCUGAUGUUCUCAGUGCCAAACCUAUCCAGCACUCGACGGGUCCAAAUGUGUCUUGCUGUUCAGUUCUACAUGUCAAAUUGUUAAUCGAAGAAAAAAAUAAAUCAUGUGUAUUUAGAUUAAA
Molecule: messenger RNA, 4473 nt
Organism: Salvelinus fontinalis (brook trout)
Lineage: Eukaryota; Metazoa; Chordata; Actinopteri; Salmoniformes; Salmonidae
Product: protein-L-isoaspartate O-methyltransferase domain-containing protein 2-like
Exons: 7
Coding region: 199-1335 (378 amino acids)
Biological process (GO): protein modification process
Cellular component (GO): cytoplasm
Molecular function (GO): protein-L-isoaspartate (D-aspartate) O-methyltransferase activity
Source: RefSeq, a predicted model, not a curated record